Messenger RNA from Adineta steineri, 2223 nucleotides. The record is from the annotation of a GenBank genome assembly. NCBI's taxonomy places the organism in Eukaryota, Metazoa, Rotifera, Eurotatoria, Adinetida, Adinetidae.
AUGGCUAAUCAUGGUUUAAGUAGAGGUCGGCAACAACAUCAACCACCACCUCUAUCAACUCCAAUGUAUAAGACGCAACGAUCUUUGUCAGUUGAUAAUGAAUUAAAACGAGAACCUGCACCACAAUCAGUAGUUCGAAGAGAAGUUAAACUAUCUACAACAAUGAAUGAAGACUUUACAUCAGCACCGAAGAGAAGAAGUAGAGUCACUGAAUUAAGACAAAAAUUUGAGAACUUGAAUUCAACUGACAAUACGGCCCGAGGAACUAUUAGCCGUUUACCAUCAUCAAUCCCUGGUCGUAUUACUAUUGCUGAACCUUCAAACUUAAUUUCUUCAUCAACAUUUAAACAAAACAGAAUCACUUCGAGAACUCCAUCGAAACAUCAAUCAGCAAUAUUGCCAAUCCAGGAAGGUAUACAUAUUACUUCCGAGUCAAAUAACUGUCAGGAUCCCAAAACAGAACAUUCUGAUGAUGGUUUAUCAUCUAAUCCUAAAGAUUGCAAUGUUAUUAAGCCAACAAUUUCACUUAAACGAUAUGAAGAAGUAUAUGAAACUGAACUAACUUUCAUUAAAAAACUUCAAGUGUUUUCAUAUGUACUUCCUGGAAUACUUGAAGGAAAGCGUACAACAAAUGACAAAGUUGUUCCAAGUUUUAUAAAUAUAUAUGAACCUUUACAAUUAAUAUUAGAAAAGUUAUAUUUAUUUCAUAGUCAAAUGAUUUUACCGCAUAUGGAAGACUAUAAAACAGGUAAACGUACAGAUAAUAUGUGGACAAUUGUGAAAGAUCAAUUCUUAAAUAUUGAAAAAUUAUAUACGGAAUAUUUUAUAACCUAUGCUGGUAUUCAAGCUGAAUUAAAAAAGUUAUGUGAAGAUUCUUCAUUAUUAAAAACAGCGAUGCUUGAAUGUCAAACUCAUCUUGGAAAUUUAUAUCCAAUUGAUGAACUCAAUUGUGCUAAUCUACGUUUAGUACGUUACAUUCUUCUCAUGGAAAAUCAUAUAAAACAUUUGGGUGAGAAUUCUUCUGAGGGUGAUCAUCUACGUUCUAUACAUCGUGAACUUACUCAUAUUGCUUUACGAUGUGAAGAUAAACUAUUCAUUAGUCCAACACAAGUGAAUAAAUUAAAAACACGACUUGGUAGUAAAUCAGAACACUUUACAGAUGAACAACUUAUUUGGCAUGGUUCAUUAAAAAGACGAUCUUCGUAUAAAUAUAAUGGCAUUGAUCAAUUAUAUGUUAUAUUGUUAUCACAUUGUAUAUUAGUCUGCAAAGAAUCUGGAGAUAAACUCGAAUUAAAACGACAGCUUUUGAUAAAAAAUGUCACAAUUGAUAGUAUUAAAAAUGAACAAUCAGUAUUAUCUUCAUUUAAUUCAAAAAAUGCAAGACAAUACGGCAAUAUACUUUUUCUUUUUCGAGUUCAUACGAUUGAAAAAUCAUAUGAAUUCUUUGUUAAUAAAGAACAAGAUCGACAAAAAUGGAUAGAUAAAAUAAAACAAGCCAUCGAUGAAUUUACAAAACGAACUUCCAACACGAAAGUUCAAUGUCUUGAUAAACCAGGAUUGGAUACCCGUGCAACUACAGCGGUUAAUGAUAAUAAUAUAACGCGUUGUCAGAUUUGUAAUAAUCGUGUGAUAAAAAAACUAAUUCCUCCUGAACAAUAUUGUCAUUCAUGCGGUCGUUGUAUAUGUGAUUUAUGUGCAAAAAAUGAAUUAUUACUUCAACUUUGCCAUAAGAAGGACGGAGUUCAUGCUUGUAGUACAUAUUUCACUGGUAUAACUAAAAAUUCUAUUCCAAUUACAAAAUUACCACGUGAUCCUAAUAAAUCAAUUUUAUUUGGUGAUUUUUAUUAUGCUUCUUUACGUUCAAUGAUAUGGAUUGAUUUACAAGAGGAUCAUCAUUUACAUAUUUAUACAACAAAAUUAGAUCAAAUGAAAAAUUUCUCGAUUAAUCUUCCUGACCUUCGCGAAAUAUCAUUCAAUAAAGAAACACAAACAUUUAUAUUGAAUACCAAUAAAUUCACAUACGAAUUUACUAUAAAAUUAAAUCAUGAACUUAUUCUUCAAGAUGAUGAAUAUAUUAAUAAGAAUAUGAAAAAUAUAACUAAUAAAUUAUUAUUUUAUUCUGAUCUAUGGCAUAAUUCAAUGGAAUUAGCCCGUUUAAAAACAAUACCUUCAUGGUAUACACGAAAACGUGAUUCAGCUGACAGUGGUAUCAGUGCUAUUUAA